AUGGAAAACAAAACAUCGUUCAACGUUACUCUCUGUUUUAUGUUAGAGCUAGAUCUAUCAGAAAAAAGUCGAACCAUAUCGUCAAAUCGCUUCUUACUUUUGGCUAUCAGCGUGGUCUCGAGCGUCAUCGACCUCUUCAUUAUCAUCUCUAAUGCGACUCUUUUUGUGGCCCUGAUCAAGUCCAGCAAAGAAAGCGAGAGUAAUGUCAUCAUGACCAGCUCCAAAAUCAGCAAGAGGUCAAGGCUCCUAAUGGCAUCCGUCUCUAUGUGCUAUACAGUCAUCGGCGCCUUCCUCGUCCCGUGCGCCGUCACUCAAAUGAUUCACAACGGUGUGUGGGUGUUGGGGCCGCAGAUGUGCACCGCCAAGAACGUGCUGGAGGCUGUCAUAUCAGCUAGCACUUUUUAUCACGUGAUCUUCAUGGCCCUGGACAUGUACCUGGCCAUAUGCAAGCCUCUCGCUUAUCGUAUGCUUACCUCCAGAUCAAGCCACUUAAUGAUUUGGUCAAGCUGGAUCUUGCCUCUAGCCAUUUUUGUCAUCCCGAUGCUAUUUGGCUGGCACCAGUUGGGAAAGGAGCUCGUGAUCAUGUGUCAGACUGUCUACGGCAUUUGCAGCACUGUCUUCAAUGACUAUGUGCUUCUCUUCAUCGCUUUCUUCUUAUCGAUCCUUCCUUUUGCUGCCCUCAUCACUAUGUAUGCACUGAUCCUGAGAGCCAUUGCUGAAUUCCACGAAAGACUUCCUAGGGACAAGUCUAGAAGAAUAAAAAAGAACAUGCGACUUAAAAGUGGUGCACGACAAUCAUCGCCAAGCUUUGACUCAGAGGUAACUGAGGGCAUCACAGAUGUUUCAGAAGUGGAAGUCAGUUCUGAGGAGAAACCUGAAGCAUCUCUAACGAACGAGAACGUCGUGAAUGAGAAUCGUUCCGCUACUUUAAAAUCUGACAAAAAACUUCACCUGAACCCCGUUUCCGAUUUAAAUGGAGACAGUAAAAUGCCUGAAAGAAUACAGCAGAGGGAAUCCAGUAAAGUGUCCAGCUUUGGCAACUUCAGAAAAAGCUGCAGAAAUGCAAAGGCUUUCCGUUACAUCCUGAGCAUUCUAAGCUGUUGCAGAUGUAUCAUCACGCCCGGAAGUUUAUUGGAGACUGACAAUAAAAAGAUGGACUACCUUGCUCUGGGCCACCUGUGCCCACCUCUGUAA
This is a messenger RNA of Biomphalaria glabrata, 1194 nucleotides long. Its product is annotated as opsin-1-like. Gene Ontology annotation, cellular component: membrane. The record is from RefSeq and is a predicted model, not a curated record. Gene Ontology annotation, molecular function: G protein-coupled receptor activity. Gene Ontology annotation, biological process: G protein-coupled receptor signaling pathway. The coding region runs from base 1 to 1194 and encodes 397 amino acids. Lineage: Eukaryota; Metazoa; Mollusca; Gastropoda; Planorbidae. The transcript has 2 exons.